Molecule: messenger RNA, 1146 nt
Organism: Pollicipes pollicipes
Lineage: Eukaryota; Metazoa; Arthropoda; Thecostraca; Pollicipedomorpha; Pollicipedidae
Product: protein tipE
Exons: 3
Coding region: 97-1146 (349 amino acids)
Biological process (GO): regulation of sodium ion transport
Cellular component (GO): plasma membrane
Molecular function (GO): sodium channel regulator activity
Source: RefSeq, a predicted model, not a curated record
GAGCCGCGCCCGGCCGCUGCCACUGGACAUGGACGGCAGCCCCCUGCCCAGGUGAGGUGUGUCGCGACCUCCCACGAGCGGCCAUGCCGUGACGUCAUGACGAUCUCGGCCGAGCACAGCCGGCUGUCGGACGAGGACGAUGACGAGCAGGAGGAGGAGGAGCUGCCUCCACCGCUACUGAACCUGCGGCAGCGGCUGCGUCAGAAGUACGAGGAAAACGUCGAGAAAAUCAACUUCUACUCCACCGUGUUCUUCAGCUUGCUGGCGAUCGGCGCCUUCUUCGGCUUCCUCUUCCUAGUGCCGUUUGUGAUCGAGCCAGCCGUGACUACCAUCCAGAUGGACUUUGCGCUGGACCCGGUCACGUGCUGCGUGGUCUCGUACCAGGAGGACUCCGGCGCACACAACUGCUCCAAGUGGAGCUCGUGCCGCGAGGGCUGCACGCGAGAGGUGUUCGAGUGCGUCAAGAUCCUGGUGGCCUACACCGACGCCAAGAACUUCUCCUGCAGCCGGCGCCCGGUCGACCACCAGUGGCUGCACAACGAGGCUUUCCUCUACCCAAACGUCAAGGGCUGCGGCUACCCACCGUCGCUCAACUGCACGGUGUUCGCGCAGACCUACCGCGCUGUGAACACCACGUUCCCGUGCUACUACAGCCGGGUGGACGCCACGCUGGUGAUUACGGCUCUGGACCCGGCCGAGAUCGAGCACAGCCUGCUGCUCUCCAUCAUCGGGCCGCUGAUCGCUUUCGGCGUGUCGGUGGCGUUCCUCGUGCACGCCUACCACCGCAUGAAACGGAAGGAGGCGGCCGCGGCGCUGCAGGAGCUGGAGGAGAAGGCGCAGUGUCUACUGGAGCGCGAGCAGGAGCAAGUGGCCACGCGUAGCAACGCCACUAGCACGUACUCCAUCAAGUCCAUCUCCAGCAAGAUCAAUGCCACAGUGAUGCGACUGUCUAGGGAGCGGCGCAAGGAGAGCGGGUCCGGCGACAACAUCGAGAUGGAGGAGGUGGUGGAGGCGCGGCCGCCCAGCCGCUACCUCAAGCCAGGCCGCAUGCCCAGCGGCAACCGGAACAACCUGCUGGAGCCACUGGAGGUGACGCCGCAGACGCAGCCCGCCGAGACCGAGACCGGGUACGUUUUGUGGGUCUGA